GGGCCAUGCCAUUGCCAACACUAAACUCAACUCAUGUGGAACCACCUUUUCCCAAAUAAUAGUGCAUUGAUAAGCAAUUUUGGCGCAUUUGGGCUUUUUCACCAUCAAUCCACAAUCAUCACCUUUACUCUUUUCUCCCUCUUUCUCAUUCCAGAAAUUUGUCGAAGACGGAAGAUUUUCCCGCCAUUUCAAACUUCUUUCACCCAAUCCACUCUUUCUCUCUCCUCAAAUUUAUCAGCAAUUUUGCAGCAAUAACCAUUACCAAAUCACAGUUGACAACAGCAAGCUAAUACAAUUCAACAAUGGAAGCUGAGCAAAGAAGAUCGAAGAGAAAACCCCUUUCUGAUUGCACAAAUACCGUUCAAAAUCGAAGGAAAAUUCCUUCAUCUUCUUCCAAAAUACCCAAAUCGCAAACCCUAAUUAAACCCCCUAAACCCUUUAAUUCUGCUGCUAAUAUUGUCAGUAACAAGCAGGGUAAUACUUGUUCUUCUAUUUGUAGUUCGCCGAAAUCGAAUACUAGUACUGGGUCUAAUAAUUCUCAGAAUAUUUCUUCGAUUCCUCGUUCUCCUGAGCCUCCUGCACCUGCUACUCCUCUUUCGGAUGCUGGUGGCGUAGAUGGUAAGAAAUCUAGGCUUUCAGCUGAUCAGAGUCAAAGACAUGAUGCACCAAGAAAGGAUAAGGGAAAGAUGGUUGCAGAUGCUCUUGCAGUUGAUCAGAGUCAAAGACAUGAUGCACCAAGAAAGGAUAAGGGAAAGAUGGUUGCAGAUGCUUCUAUCAUCCAGUUACCCACAUCUUUGACAUCUAAUUCCUUACAGAUAUCAUCAUCCGCAGCUCCUGGUCAUUGUUCUUGGCCUGAGAAUCAAUCUGUUCAGAAUGAAAACCUACACACACAAACAAUAAAAGAUAAGGGAAAGGCAAUUGUAGAUGCUACCGUUAUUGAAUCAACUUCCCCGUGGACAUCGAAGUAUUUACAUUCAUCAUCACCAUCUUUCACCUCCGAUGAUUCUCUGUCCAAGACGUCUGCAGUUUAUAGUCAGAAAUUCCAUGUACUAACAAGGAAGGAUAAAGGCAAAAUGGUCUUAGAGACUCCUACCUCCGAGGCAUCUGAACCCUCAACUCCACAUGCGCCUCAUGAAUCACAAGCUGCUUCUGGAACUCGCGAGAGACCUCUAACAGUCUAUACUCAUAGAAGAACCCGACAAGGAAGAAAGCUUGCAGCUGGAAAGAUCAAUGAGCCUUUAACUUGUCCUCCUGGCCAGAGGAUAAAGAAGAAAGGUUUGGAACUUGAUUAUGAUCAAGGUGAUAGCAAUUCUGGAUCACAUACAGACCCUCUUCCAAUGCAUAAAAAGAAGCGGUCUCGUCAGAAGUAUGAUGAUUCUAUGCAUGUUUUGCCAAAAGAAGAGGUAGAAAGGCUUAGAGCAAUGUAUGCAGAUAUAGAUGCUUUUGAGUUGCCAGAAGAAGUUGCUUCUGAAAGCGAGCUAGAGUAAAAGGAUGUAAGCAUCAUUUCAGUGUCUUAAAGGAGGCACUCCAGUUCUUGUAUAGCCGCUAAUAUAAUACAAACUGCAUGAAAAAUCAUGACUUAGAAUGUAGAUCAGUGUAAUGUCAUUAGUGUUAAUAUCAAAGCAUGUCGAUGUAUACAUCAAGUCAUCAACCUUAGAAGAAGUUAAAUGCAAGGCAUACAGGCUGUAAAUUGUUACUGAUAACAUCAGUGGAUAGCAAAUCUGAGAGUUAAGGUGCUCAUUAACUGAUGCUCCAGCACUCCCGGCCCUUACUCGAAUUUUGUUGAUAGUAGAAUUAUGCUCCGAUAGUAGUAGAGUAUAUGAUUGUUCAGGGUAACGGUUGUGGCUGGCUGCAACCGUUACUUUUGCUGCAUUAUUAUAAGUUUAAUUUCAAAACAGAGUAAUUUUUAAC
Molecule: messenger RNA, 1911 nt
Organism: Chenopodium quinoa (quinoa)
Lineage: Eukaryota; Viridiplantae; Streptophyta; Magnoliopsida; Caryophyllales; Amaranthaceae
Exons: 5
Coding region: 303-1487 (394 amino acids)
Source: RefSeq, a predicted model, not a curated record